Molecule: messenger RNA, 878 nt
Organism: Apis florea (little honeybee)
Lineage: Eukaryota; Metazoa; Arthropoda; Insecta; Hymenoptera; Apidae
Source: RefSeq, a predicted model, not a curated record
AAAACUAGUUUUUAAGGAAUUAUUUUUUCACCGUAUAUAGAAUAGAAAUUAAAUGAAAACAUCUGAUGGUAAGCAAUUUUUUUAUUCAUCCAAUUUUAUAUAAUGUCCAAUUUGUCUAAUUUGACAAAUUUAGAAUGAGAUGGAUCGAUCAGAGAUAUUUCUACAUUGAUUGCAUUUUAUCAAAAAACAGUUGCCUUUUAAGAAAUUUCUUUUACACUCAAUUUACCUGAAUAUCAUGUUUACCAUGCAUGGUAUAAGAAAAACAUCUAUUACACUGUUAACCAAUAAAUGUCAAAUAGACAAUAAAAACGGCAACGAAGUAGUCGAAGUGAAAAAAGAAGGAAGAAAAACAGAAAAUACAGAGAGCAAGUAAGUGUUUAAUAAAUACAAAAAAAAAUCGCCAAUUUUUUAUUCAUUAUCGUUGAUCGUGUUGCAUGCUCUGGACGCAAUUCUUUUAAUCAUUCUUUUACCAUUCAUAAUCUGGCAAUGGAUUUCCGCUAACGAUCGUUUAAAGAUCAUUCUGAAAGCCGUUGUAGAAGUUACGUUAGAAUUAAUUAUGUGGGUGAUUUUCGCUGGAGUAUCAGUUCUUAUGACUAUGACAUUCGUUAUGGAAGAUCUUUAUUACGGAAGAAACGACCAGGAGAAAUUGACAAACCAAUUGAACAUGCAAAACGAAUCAAUGUUGAACGUCAAUGAAAUGCCAAAUUUGUUAAAAGAACAAGAGAAAGUGAAAACUGUUGAGAAUUGAGAUCGAUCGAUUUUUACUUUUUAUUUCUUUGUCCUAUUAUUUUUUUAUUAUUUAUUUUAUUGGUUUUCAAAUGAAGUUUUCUGUAUCUAACUUUUUGUAUCCUUUUAAAGAAAAAUACAAUUUUUUACUC